CCUAAUUGAUCAACGCUGGAAGCUUAGAGAAGUCCCUGGUUAUGUUAAAACCAGUGACAUAUUGGAGACUCUUCUCAACUGUUAGGAUUCCCAGUGUAAGGAUUUGUUUGCUGCCGGCACUGACACAACUUCCAACACACUGGAAUGGCGAUGGCCGAACUCCUCCAGAAUCCUGAUGCCUUAUCAAAAGCCCAGUUAGAGCUGGAGGAAACUAUAAGCAAAGGGAACCCAGUUGAGGAAUCAGACAUCACUCAGUUGCCUUACUUACAAGCAAUCAUCAAAGAAACUUUGAGAUUGCAUCCGCCAGCACCCUUUUUGAUUCCCCACAAAUCCUCCACAGACAUGGAAAUCAACGGCUUCACAAUCCCAAAGGACGCCCGAUUUUUAGUGAAUGCAUUUACAAUUGGCAGAGACGAAUAUUUAUGGGAUGACCCCAAUACUUUUUUCCCGGAAAGAUUCUUGUGGUCCAAUGUUGAUGUCAAAGGGUGGGGGACGACGAAUCUGCCCUGGAUUGCCAGUGGCAAUCAGAAUGCUACGUUUAAUGUUGGCCUCGCUUCUUCACGCCUUUGAUUGGAAGCUUGAAGAUGGCAUUACGCCGGAAGAAAUGGACAUGGAAGACAAAUUUGGCAUCACUCUACAGAAGGCAAAGCCGCUUCUUGCCAUCCCUGCCGCGUGCAAAUAGAACAAGUUUUACUUGGUAGCAAAUAAAUGAUCUUCAUAUUUUCAAGUUUAUAAGUCA
This is a messenger RNA of Mangifera indica (mango), 739 nucleotides long. RefSeq names its product cytochrome P450 76T24-like. The record is from RefSeq and is a predicted model, not a curated record. Gene Ontology annotation, molecular function: iron ion binding; monooxygenase activity; heme binding. The transcript is spliced from 2 exons. NCBI's taxonomy places the organism in Eukaryota, Viridiplantae, Streptophyta, Magnoliopsida, Sapindales, Anacardiaceae. The coding region runs from base 145 to 570 and encodes 141 amino acids.